Chondrus crispus (carragheen) is the source of this 111-nucleotide messenger RNA. RefSeq lists its product as hypothetical. The coding region runs from base 1 to 111 and encodes 36 amino acids. The record is from RefSeq and is a predicted model, not a curated record. The transcript has a single exon. NCBI's taxonomy places the organism in Eukaryota, Rhodophyta, Florideophyceae, Gigartinales, Gigartinaceae.
AUGCAUAUGAACGAAAGCAUGAUAAUCAGCGUCGAGCAAAGCCGGCAUAUUUACAAAAAUGCUACCAGCCUGAACUUCGCAACCAGCACCAAGCGCACCCAAGGCGACUAG